AUGGCUGCUGGAAGUUUUAUUGAUCCUACAACUGUGCUUGGUAGUGUGUUUUAUAUUCAUCCUUCAGUUAAUUCAAACACGAAAUUGGUGAAUGAUUUGUUUGACGGAUCUGGUUAUAAUAAUUGGAAGAGAACGAUGAUGCUUGGAAUUUCAUCUAGAAACAAAUUAGGUUUCAUAGAUGGAUCUGUACCUCAGCCUCUUAGUACAGAUCGUACUGCUAAUGCGUGGCAAAGGUGUAAUGAUCUAGUAGUUGGUUGGUUGUUGUUCUCCUUAGAUAAAAAGAUUGCAAAGAGCGUGUGGUUUUAUAAGACUGCUUAUGAGAUCUGGAAAGAUUUAGAAGAAAGAUUUGGGCAAACCUCUGCCACUCAGUUGUAUUCUUUGCAACAAGAGCUAAUAGAUAUCAAACAAGGGAGAGAUGAACCUGUUACUGAGUUCUUUACAAGAAUUAAGACUGUUUGGGAUGCUAUUGAUUGUGAAAAUCCUUUACCAGUGUGUUCUUGUGGAAAUUGUUCUUGUGGUGUUAGUCAGAAAAUCAUUAAAUCUCAGCAGGAUCAGAGGUUGAUGAUGUUCUUGAUGAAAUUAGAUGAUAAGUUUGGAAUGGUCAGGACAAAUAUUCUUAUGAUGCAACCUUUGCCUACCAUAAGUUUGGCACAUAGACUAUGUAUGCAAGAAGAAAGACAUAAGGAAGUGAGUCAAGUUGCUGCAAGCAUGAAUUCAGAAGUUAUGGCUUUUGCUGUAGAUAGGAAGAGGUUCUUUGACAGGCAGGGAGACAAGGGCUACAAACAGUAUAGUGGCUCUAAUAAUGGACAACCUAUAAGGAAUCAGGUUUAUAAUGGCAAAGGUCAAACUGGAAAAAGGGUUUCUAAUUGGUAUUGUGAUCACUGCAAAAUGGCAGGACAUGGCAUAGAAAGAUGUUUUAAGCUCAAUGGUUUUCCUCCAGGGUGGACUGGUAAUGCUGUUAAGGCUAGAACAGCAAAUCUUGCUAAAACUGAUGGUGAGGAGAAUGCUGAUGUUGGUGUUGAGUUGCAAGUUCAGAUGUCUAAUGACCAGUAUAAUCAGUAUCUGGCUUUUAUAGGCAAGCAGGAAGGUUCUGCCACUGACUUGGAUGAUAGUCAGACUGCAGGAUAUGCUCUCUUUGCAGGUAAACUUUGUCUAAUGGCUUCUUUUAGUAGCAAAUGGGUUAUAGACAGUGGUGCUACAGAUCAUAUAUGUCAUGAUUUGAGGUUUUUUUAG
Chenopodium quinoa (quinoa) is the source of this 1233-nucleotide messenger RNA. RefSeq lists its product as uncharacterized. Lineage: Eukaryota; Viridiplantae; Streptophyta; Magnoliopsida; Caryophyllales; Amaranthaceae. The record is from RefSeq and is a predicted model, not a curated record. The coding region runs from base 1 to 1233 and encodes 410 amino acids. The transcript has a single exon.